Pocillopora damicornis (cauliflower coral) is the source of this 2108-nucleotide messenger RNA. RefSeq lists its product as uncharacterized. Gene Ontology annotation, biological process: cell differentiation; regulation of transcription by RNA polymerase II. Gene Ontology annotation, molecular function: DNA-binding transcription factor activity, RNA polymerase II-specific; sequence-specific DNA binding. The record is from RefSeq and is a predicted model, not a curated record. NCBI's taxonomy places the organism in Eukaryota, Metazoa, Cnidaria, Anthozoa, Scleractinia, Pocilloporidae. Gene Ontology annotation, cellular component: nucleus.
AGCAUAACACCCUCGCAUUUUCACAAUUUCACUCAGUUUACCUUGUCACUUCGAAGUAACGAGAAGGUUCAAGCCUCGGUGAUCUAGAAACGUAAAAAAACGUUUACAAGAAACGCUUUCUUUCCCGAUUUUUCACGACCAAAACGUGUAAGAACGAUUGAUCAGAAAAGAUGGCAAACAUUCUCACAAGUACGCCGCUACUCGACCAGCUUAAGAUGUUCGAAUUAUUGGGAACGUUACAGAUGAACCAGUUAAAUCCAGAAAUAAAUCAGUGGAACCACCAGUAUAGCGUGCUCCUCGCUAAUCAGCCUGGCGUCCCACAAGCGACUCCCGCCCCUGGCUUCGAACAACGUCUCUUUAUGGCCGCUCCGAGCCAGCUGCUCGAACAACAAAUUUGCGCCUCAACCAUGCCAGGUUAUGACUACGAAGAAGACGAACUUGAUAUUUUCAACGGCGAACCAAAUGAUGCCUCCUUUAAUGUCGAAUUGGCCAAAGCCGCCCUGCGAGGUAUGCGAGAUAUUGAUACCAACCAAAUGCCAGACUUGUCAGUCUUUGAAGAUUUUCAGGAUGAAGGAUACAACCCCUCCCUUGAGGAAACAUACCAGCCACCUUCAUCGCCAGUGCUCUUGAAGAUGGAAGCAAAAUCUCCGAGUCCAUGUGGAUCAGAGUGCAGCUACUCAUCAGCCAGUCCACCUCACAGCCCUAGCAUCAGUGAAGCUAGUUACAACACCUACAGCACAGAUGAGGGAUUUGUGUCUGAGGAUUUGAGUGACCUUGAUGAAAUUCUGGAUAGAAUGAGUUCUUCUGGUUCCCCUGCAUCAAUUCACAGUGAACCUGAGAAACUUCAACCAGUUGUGGUCAAAGAAGAAGUACCUGAGAAAAAGAAGCGAAGUAAGCGUGGACCUAAGCCACCAGUCAAGUAUCGAGGUGAUGGCCCAAUUCAGUUAUGGCAGUUUCUUCUUGAGCUCAUCAUCGGCAGCGAAACCUCGCACCUGGUGAAGUGGACCCAGGAAGAAGACUACGAAUUUAAGAUCCUGCAGCCUGCAAUUGUGGCCAAGAUGUGGGGAAAGAAAAAGAACAAGCCCACAAUGAACUAUGAGAAGCUGAGCCGUGGUCUCCGCUACUACUAUGGCAAGAACAUCAUUGAGAAGGUCCAUGGAAAGCGAUAUGUCUACCAGUUCAUGUGUGACAUCCCUAAGAUCCUUGGCUAUGACCCAAUGGUGAACAAAUGUGAAGACUUUGCAGAAGAUUCUGUCUGUGGAGAACCUGUGAUGUCUCCUGAAGUUGAAGAUCUGCUUCUGACCACCUCUGUUGAGGAAGGAAAGAUGGCUGGAUCUCUUGACUUCAGCUUGCUCAUCCAAUAGUUUUCCCAUUGUUUUUGUUGAUAACCCAAACGUGUAUUGCUUCGGUGAUUUUCCUAGUAGCUUGUAUCAAGCGAAAAAGUGGUAGUAUAAGCCUCUUUUUUAUGAAUCGUAUCGAUUCCUUCCCCCCAAUUGCAAUUUUAGUAGCAAGUUAUACAAUUUUCUAUUAAAGUUUUUUCUAAGUGAGGUUUCUUUGUAGGGUUGUAUAAUUUACUAGUAGAGAUUCAAACAAACAUUUUUGCAUACUGGGUAUGCUGAGAACAAUCCCAGUAAAAAUGACAAGCAAGUUAAUUAAGGUUUUUUUAAGUUUUUGCUCUUAUUUGUUGUUAAAAACAGUGAAAGACAAAAACAAUAGUUAAUUUAAAAAAAGUUUGAAACAGUAUAGUAGGAAAGAAGCCAUAUGUGUGGCUUCUGUUCAUGGCAUACCUUGGUAAUUCAUUGAAUGUACAACAAAAGUAAUGAUAAAGUUUCAGUUUAUCAAAAUUUACUGUAGUUUUACUAGUUGAAGAUGACUCGGUUUGUAGAUGCCAAGAAGUGAAUGUUCUGCUUCUUUGGCUUAAAAAGUACUUAAUAUGUAUAUAGUUGUGUUUUGGUUUCAGGUUAAUCAUAUUGAUUAACUCCCCAAGUAUAUUAUCAUUAUCCCCUCGGCUACUGAGUAGCUUUCAUUUGUCUGUAAACCAAAUACAGUUGUAAGUAAUGAAUAUAAUUAAGGCUCAAUUAAAGUAAGUUAAUGCAGAUUUAAAAAAA